This is a messenger RNA of Trematosphaeria pertusa, 863 nucleotides long. RefSeq lists its product as uncharacterized. Bases 107 to 448 code for a protein of 113 amino acids. The transcript has a single exon. Lineage: Eukaryota; Fungi; Ascomycota; Dothideomycetes; Pleosporales; Trematosphaeriaceae. The record is from RefSeq and is a predicted model, not a curated record.
UGAGAAUAUCCCCUUAAGCCAAAGCUACUGUGGCAUCUUUCGCAGAGUCUGGCUCACGACAUCCAAGGCAAUGCGCAAAGUACUGGCAACGAUCACCAUUCUCGCCAUGGCAGCCUAUUACCCGACAGAGAACCAAAUCCCUCUCGCCAACUCUACGUGCACACACAAGGCACCGAUACGUUUUUGCGACAACCUCGAAGAAGGUUUCUCGGUCGUCCCAGAAGCCUUCUUCAUCUAUCUUUUCCCAGGUCAUUCUUUCAAGCACCACAGCCACGUCGUGGGUACAGACAUGACACCCUACGUGCAAUAUUCCUUCGACGGCAUGUAUCCCGGCCGGGUUGUAUAUUCUUACGAAGCCGUGGAUGAUACCUUGCUGGAUGCGAUUCGGAAAGAUCCAGGGGUGGACUGGGUGGGCUGUGAUAUCACGCCAGGUGGCAUCCCGCAGUGAGAAACGCCCAGUAGGAUGCGGCACGGCGAGUAUGCCUAGGGAAUAUUGGCGCACAGUAAUGACCACGCUCCCGCAAACCAUACGACUCACCACUCCACCUCGAAGGCCUAAGAUAGUCGUUGUAACGGCACAGCCAUCCCCUUAUCACUUCCUGUGACACACUUCCCCUGAACGCAUCCACAACUUCCAAUUUCCGGCGGCGCAAAUUUGAAGAAUCGCUCCAUCUCUCCCGCAAUUUUUCUGGGUUCCAAAGACCGCGUAAAUCUGUAGAACCAAUCAUGGCUAUGGUUGCGAACAGGAGCGCUCGCACGUAUGGCUGUGUCGCAUCUGGGAGAGGUUCUGCUAUAUAAGUAAAUUCGCAAUGUCCCCACAGUCGCGGUAUCAUCUAUCAAGGCUCCUAACCUUACAAAUUUUG